CAGUAGUGUUUUUGGAGCACUUAGGGCAUGGGCUUGCCAGCCAUGUUUUGCAGAAGGUGACAGACCCCAGAGGAAUGAGUGGCCUGGACCUACAUGGCCUCAAAGAGACACCUGCAGAAAUUUAGUGAAGAUUCCAAUGGCAGUCAAGCCUCCGGCGCUGCGCUGGGAUCAAUGCCCUUCGCUGACGGCGAAGAUAGCGACCUCGUUGAACACGAAGAAGAUGUCAAGCACGAAGAAGAUGUCGAGCACGAAGAUGUCAGUGGCAGCAGCAACAGCAACAGCAACAGCAGUGAUGACAGUGGCACCAGUUCAGAAUCCUUUGCAGAUGAUUCUCAGGAUCUCCCAGACAGAGAGGUGAUGCUUCCUGAGCGUAAACGGAAGGGAUUCAACGUGGCAGUUGCCAACCUUGCAGAGCAGAGUGUUCUCAAGGAUGGAUACCUGCUGCCUGCUGUUGAAGGAAGUGAGGUCUCUGACACUGAGCAAGAGGCUACGAAACCUGACGACGGUCCAGCUCCGACGCAAACAGAAACAUCAAAGCGGCGAUUGGGAAUCAUGCUGACUCCCGUUGGGCGACUUGAACCAGAGCAGCAAGCGCCGGAGGGUCAAGCUCAGCGAGACAAUGUGAAGAAAGAUCCAGCAGCUGCUUUUCCUCUCUUUUGGGAGGAGGACGAUGAUUUCCCAGUAUUCAUGGUGCAGACAUCUCUUGACCCGGUUCAGCUUGAGAAGGCAGUUCUGCACUACAGAUCGCUCCCACCUUCACAGUUUCGCCAGUACCACUGCUUGGUAAAUCUGGCCUGCUGCCUCAUGUCCUUAAACCAAGCCAGACAUGCCCGCAGCCAUCUGGAGCAGGCAGCCGUCAGUCUUCCCAAUCGAGCCUCCGCACAGCUGAAUCUCAUUGCCUGUUGCCUGCGAAUCCGGGAUCGAGCAGCAGCUCUUCAAGCCCUCCACCAGGCAUUGCGAAAUGCAGAGGACUUGCAGGCUGACGAUCAUCGAUUGCUUCUGCGAACUAGAAAGGAGCUCACAGCAAAGAUCGAAAAGUCUGGUUCUCGCAAAGCAGGGGCUGGACAAAGCAAAGAUGCUUCCAAGCAAGUCAGGAGGCGCCCAGCAGCCAGAUAUCAGGUGAUCACUCGACUGGAGGCCUGGCAAAUGAGGAAAGAACUUUUGGCUUUGCGAAGCACGGAUGCCACUGAGGAAGUGAAACCGCCCUGGAGACGGCGGCAUGUAUACAGCCAAGACUCCGAGCAGGCCAUUUACAGCAAAAAGGCCCGGUGGCAACCCUUGAGCCCCGAGGCGUUUGCAUCGCUUCGUCAAGCCUUCGCCGAAAUGGCGGAGCGACAAGAGGUCAGUGCCUUUGGUGCCCAGUCUGAUGAGGAGGAAGACUCCGACAGCGAUGAAUCUAGCGAUGAUUCCGAGGAGGAGGAUGGAACCGAUGCCAGUGAACGUUGUAAGGCUGCACGCGCCUAUGCUGCGAUCAAAGCCUUGCCAUGCAUGAAAGCUUUGGCAAAAGAAAGCGCUAUCGCGGUACUUCAAGCUGGAGAGCUGGUGGAUUACGAGCGCGACAGUCAAAUCUUCGAGCAAGGAGACCCUGCGCUUCAUGUCUACAUCGUCGUGAGGGGGUCUGUCUCUAUCAGGGUGCUGAUUCCAGGACUUGGACAAGAUCGAAUUCCUGUCGAAACAUUAUACGAUGGGCAGAUCUUUGGCGAUGCCAAGGUGGCCUCGUGGAAUGAUGCAGAGGCGCCGCCGCAAAGAAAAGCUGGAGCCAGGGCUCAGGAGGCCACCUGCUUGCUGCGCAUUCCAGCAGCAGCAUACCGGCAGGCUUUGGGUCUUGACCGCAAGCGCCCAAUCAGGAAGAGCAGCUUCGGAGAAGCAGACGAGGAGGGAGCUGCGCUCUUACCAGAUGUUCGGCGGAAGGUCCACGCAAUGGCUCGUUCUCCUUUGUUUGCUGGGGCCACCACCAACAAUUUGGUGCUGUUGGCAUCCAACCUUCAGGAGGUGUCUCUCCGCUACGACGAUGUUUUUGUGGAAAUUGACCAGGCUCUACAGGCAUGUUUUUUGAUCUCCGCGGGCUACCUCCGAGUGGCUGUGCCAGGUGUGGAUAUGGAAGCCAGGCUUGGCAGCCUGGAUGAUGCAUCAAGAGUCAUUGGAAUGGGUAGGCUUCCGGAAAGAAGCGGGGAAGCAAGCCGGCCAGGAAGUGCCACAGGUGCCAUAGGAAGCACCAGCUCUGAAAUCAAAACAGCAAAACUGCCUUCCCGCUUUAGUUUGAACAAAAACAGUGUGGAGUUGCCUGUGUUCCAACUUGGCGAGCGACCUCUUUUGCUUCCUCCAAGAAGCACAUCAUCUGUGGUCAGUGCGCGGUCGACGCGGCUGACCCCACGAAAGCCUGGCACACCAAGGAGAGGCACGCCGUGGCAGCACUGCUUACGGCAGACUCGAGUUGCACCUUUCACGGGUGCAGCAGAGGGAGAUAUCGAACUAUGUCACCUCCACGCUGGAGAGGCAUUUGGCCUGGCCGCCCUUUAUGAUCCGAAGGGAGAGUGCCCAUACUUGUCCAGCGGUGAGGUGCGUGUGCAAAGUAGCGAGGCCAAGAUUCUGGUGUUAACACCUGGGAGCCUCGUAUAUUUGAGUGAAACAGUGUCACGCAGCCUGGUGGAGAAGGCGAAGAAGCAAGAAGAUCCCAUAGCACCUUCACUACAGAGUAUCAAGAGAGAGCGGCUGAACCGAUCCAAAUGGAUAGUUCGGAAGCACAAGGUCUUGCAUCGCGUAGUGAUGCGAGAGGAUUGAUGCCGACGAAUCGCCAGGUCGCAUUUUUGGCGACUGGCUACGAGCCAUUGUGAGCUCGUGUUAACGGACCAUGCCAAGAGUGUUUGACAUAAUGACACACUUGCGAGGAAUUCUGGUCAAGAGCUGUUUGGUACAAGACGUAUCAAUCACCAGUACCAGGCCUGCGACGGUUUGCGCAGAGCUGCGCAGAAGCAUGCAGCGUGCUUUACUUGCAGCAAACUCGUUAGCUUGAAGCGGGGCUGCGCAAGCAGCUUCGGUCCAACUUUCGGGUGAUACGCAGCUCACGUCAGCUUAGAAUAUUUUAGUUCACACGAGUUCCGUUUCAAUCUUGAAUUCAAGAUGAGACCAGGAUUGCGGUACUGUGAUGCAUAGCGUGUUGGAUGCACCGCAGCUGAUUGUCCUACAGCAAGCUUUGAAGCAUAUGCAAGCCA
Messenger RNA from Effrenium voratum, 3212 nucleotides. Lineage: Eukaryota; Dinophyceae; Suessiales; Symbiodiniaceae. The record is from the annotation of a GenBank genome assembly.